AUGCUCUCCCAAGCAGCACGAAGCGCCCCCCGGGCCACAUUCAGGCCGCUACGGACGGUGCCCUACUCAUCCUUCCGGCUGAACCACACCUCGCCGCAGGAUGCGCCCCACCUGAACUUCCGCUCCUUCGUCGAGGCGCUCAAGCAGGACGGCGACAUCGCCGAGAUCAAUACCGAAAAGGACCCCAACCUCGAGGUGGCAGCCAUCAUCCGGCGGUCCAACGAGACGGACGACAAGGCGCCGCUCUUCAACAACGUCAAGGGCGCCAAGAACGGCCUGUUCCGCAUCCUCGGCGGGCCCGGCGCCCUGCGCGACCCGGCCAAGGGCAAGUACGGGCGGCUGGCGCGCCACCUCGCGCUGCCGCCGCACGCGGGCAUGAAGCAGAUCCUGGACAAGAUGCUGUCGGCGAAAGGGGUGCCGCCGCUGCCGCCGCGCGAGGUGGCGACGGGGCCGUGCAAGGAGAACAAGCUCUUUGGCGACGCCGUCGACCUCACGGCGCUGCCGGCGCCGCUGAUCCACGCCGCCGACGGCGGCCGGUACAUCCAGACGUACGGGAUGCACGUGGUGCAGUCGCCCGACGGCGCGUGGACGAACUGGUCCAUCGCGCGCGCCAUGGUGCUCGACGGGCGGCACCUGGUCGGCCUGGUCAUGGCGCCCCAGCACAUCUGGCAGGUGCAGCAGAUGUGGAAGCGGGAGGGGAAGAAGGAGCUCCCGUGGGCGCUGGCGUUUGGGGUGCCGCCGGCCGCCAUCAUGGCCAGCAGCAUGCCGCUGCCCGACGGCGUCUCCGAGGCGGGCUACGUCGGCGCCAUGGCGGGCACGCCGCUCGACGUCGUCAGGUGCGAGACCAACGAGCUGCGCGUCCCCGCCAGCUCCGAGAUCGUGCUCGAGGGCACGCUGUCGACCGACGACUUCGCCCCCGAGGGCCCCUUUGGCGAGAUGCAUGGAUACGUCUUCCCCGCCGACACCCACAUGGGCCCCAAGUAA
Diplodia corticola is the source of this 984-nucleotide messenger RNA. Its product is annotated as 3-octaprenyl-4-hydroxybenzoate carboxy-protein. The record is from RefSeq and is a predicted model, not a curated record. Gene Ontology annotation, molecular function: carboxy-lyase activity. Lineage: Eukaryota; Fungi; Ascomycota; Dothideomycetes; Botryosphaeriales; Botryosphaeriaceae. Gene Ontology annotation, biological process: cinnamic acid catabolic process; ferulate metabolic process. Bases 1 to 984 code for a protein of 327 amino acids. The transcript has a single exon. Gene Ontology annotation, cellular component: cytoplasm.